AUGGAUAAGUUAACGAAACUUGUAGAGCGUCUUGAAAAUAUAGCUGAUCGCCUGGAAACAGCAACCAUCCGAGAAAAGUCUAUCAAAUCAACUGCAAAACACACUAAUAAUUCACAACAGGCUCGGUGUUCCACCAUGUCCUCUCUCGACAGCAUUAUUGAUGGUCCUCUUCAGAAGCUGUCCUCAAUUAGCGCGACUAUAGGCAGCGAUGUCAAAAAACAGUGUGAUUUGUUAAUUGCGGCCUUCAAAGCUGAGUCUGAUUUUGUAAAAUCGUCGUCAGGAAUGGCAAAACCAUCCAGCUCACAGCUUCCGGCUGUUCUUAAACCAUGCUCUGAUGCCAUUCAAAAAGUUACAGAAUUUAAGGACCGAAAUCGGACGAGUGCUGACUUCAACCACCUCUCUGCCAUUGCCGAAUCCGUUUCUGCUUUGGGAUGGAUUGCUGCACCGGAUCCACCUGCAAAAUUCAUUAAUGAAAUGGUUGAGUCGGGAAAAUUUUACACGAACCGAAUAUUGAAGGAAUUCAAGGGCAAGGACGAUAACCACGUAGAGUGGGUGCACGCGUUUUUGGAUGUGUGGAACCAAUUGAAAGACUUUACAGUCGCUCACUAUCCCGCGGGACUAACAUGGGCCAGUGGUGGUAGUGAUGCUGGUGUUCCCCCGCCUCCACCCCCACCACCACCACCGCCGCAGUCUUCUCAGAUUUCCUCUUCUGAUGCUUUGUUCGCGGAGAUCAACCGUGGUGAUGCAUCGACCAGGGGUCUACGCAAGGUCACUGAAGACAUGAAGACGCAUAAGAAUCCUGACCUGCGUGCUGCUGCUCCUUUGGCGGCCAAGAAGGCAGUCGCACCUGCUAUUCCCACUCGUCCCGAUCAGCGCAAAGAGAAUCAAAAUGAGAAUCGCGAAAUCGUAAUCGAGAUCAAGGAAAAGAAGGAGACUGUUUACAUCUUCAAAUGCAAUAGCAGUAUCGUUCAUGUCAAGGGUAAACUCAACUCCAUCGCUUUGGACAGCUGCAAGAAGACCUCACUCCUCUUCGAUACUGUUAUAUCCUCUGUUGACAUUGUCAACUGCCAGGACAUCAAAAUACAGGUGACGGGCCUUAUGCCAACCAUCAAUAUCGACAAAACCAAUGGCUGCCAAGUUUAUUUAAGUGAGCAGGCCAAGGACGCAGACAUUAUCACAGCAAUGUCAUCGGAGGUGAACAUUCUUGUGCCUGCAAAGGACGGAGACUUUACAGAGUAUGCGAUCCCAGAGCAAUUCAAGACCAAGUUCGUGUCAAAUCGCCUCGAGACCAAAGUUCACGUAUUGGAGUGA
Hydatigera taeniaeformis is the source of this 1311-nucleotide messenger RNA. NCBI's taxonomy places the organism in Eukaryota, Metazoa, Platyhelminthes, Cestoda, Cyclophyllidea, Taeniidae. The record is from the annotation of a GenBank genome assembly.